AUGUCAAUGUCGAUGGAGGCGCUACAGAUGGCCAUGGCGGAUGACGUGGACCAAUGGGAAGCCGCGGACGACCCGCAGGGAACCCUCAGCAUGAUGGCCAUGCUUCUGGGCGGCGCGGACGCCACCCUGGGUGGCACAAACGACGUUUUCCUGGGCGGUGGCGACUUUCAUGUGGGCGGCGCGAGUGACAUGCUGCUGGGCGGCACGUCAUUGGAAGAUCUCCUGGGUGGCGGUACUUACGGCGGCAAUGGCGGCGGCCAUGGCGGCGGAAAUGGCGGGCUGAAUGACGGGAGCAUGGUGUAUGGGCAAGGCCAGUGCGGCCCCGGCGCUAUGGGGUCUGACAUUGACAACCGCAUUACCAGCGUCGGCGGCCAAGGCCAUACGGACGGAGCUCUUCUUGAGGCGGCUUAUAACGGGACGCAGCCCCUGGGGUAUGAUUAUGAGGCCAGUGCUCAUGCCAGUGCUCAUGCCAUUCACAAUGGCGCCUUGCCUGCUGGUAGCAACCAUGGCGCUUCAGCUGGCCAAUGGGAGGAGCCACAGGCGCGUGAUGCUUCCUUCCUUCAGCACAGCAGCAUCGUUGGUCUCGACUCAUCUGCUGUACUCGAUACAAGCGGCCUCGUUUUGAGCCACGCGCAUUCCGCCAUUGCGCCUGAUUCCACCAAUCUGUGGAUGCUACAGCAGCAGCAGCUGCAGCAGCAGCUGCAGCAGCAGCAACACCUGCUGCUCCAAUCCGAGCCUCACACACAGGCUUGGCCGGGCCUGAAGCCACCGUCGGACCUGAAGCCACCGGCGGACCAGAAGCCACCGUCGGACCUGAAGCCCGAGCGGAGGACCCUGGUGGUUCAGUCGUGUGACUAUAAAGGGGGAAGAGGCGGCCGCCAGGGCGCUCAGCUGGUUCAGAUGCCGCCCGGGUUGUGCCUUGCGCCGCCCGUAGUACCUGCGCUUGCCACUGCUGCUACCACACCCAGCGCCGCUGCUCUCGGGAACUCUGCCCCUGCUCCUGCAGCUGCUGGUGUUGGCUUGAAUAUGAACGGCUCGAAUGUGAAUGCAAGUGCGCGCAUGCUGUUCCCUCGGGCCAGCACGGAGCCUGCCAAUGCUGCCCCUCUGGGGAGCACAGCCACAGCAGAGUUGGCAUUGGGGGGUGGACCCUUUCUUGAGAGCAGCACCGCUGGUGCCAUGGCGUGCGGCAUGUGGCGCAGCCACAGCAGCAGCAGCCGCAGCAGGCCGGUCGCUGCAUGGGCGAGCGAGAGCGGACGAGAGGGCGUGGCUGCUGCGUUGUGUGAGGGGGGGGAGACGCCCGCUGCAGGGAGUGGCUUGCUGGAGUUCCCGGAGGAGCUGCAGGCAAUUGAGGCCGUUGCUGCUGCUGCUGCUGCUGCUGCUACCUUCGGUGCUGCUGCUGCUGCUGCUGCUGCUGCUGGUUCCAGUGGUGGUGAGAGUGCAGCAAGGGUGGGGAUGCGCAAGGGUCACAGCAGCAGCAGCGCCAGGCCCCGUGUGACUCAACUGGGCGCACGGGGAGGAAGCAAGCGCGCAAAAGCAGCAGGUGGCACCGGCAUGAACCGAAGCCGCAGCAGCCAUGUGCUUCUCACCACCACUCCUGCUUCCACCACUCCAGCCCUUUCUACCCCUGUGCUUCCUUCACUCUCUCCUCCUCUUCCGGCCUCUGUUCCGGUCACCGCUGGUCCCAGCAGUGGUGCAUCGCCAAGGGCUGAGGAGGACGGGGUGCUGAUGGAGUAUGUGCGCUGCCACGGGCCGCGCAACUGGGGCGCGCUCAGAGCCCGCGGGCUGUUGCGACGGCCUGGCAAGAGCUGCCGGCUGCGAUGGGUCAACCAACUCAAACCCGGCUUGCAGAGGUACGGCGGCAAGGGGUGCAAGCGGUUCAGUGAGGCCGAAGCAGGAGUGGUGCUGGCGCUGCAGCGCGCAGUGGGCAACAAGUGGGCGCACAUCGCGCGCCACCUGCCCGGCCGCACCGACAACGACGUCAAGAACUUCUGGAACCUGCACCUCAAACGACAGGCCCGCCUGCGCGCACGCGGGGGAGGGGCGCGCCUUGAGGGGGACGGGGGAGAGGGGGUGGCUCGGGAUGAGGGGAAUCAGGAUGCUGGUAACCACAGCAGUGGCAACCAGGAGGUACAGCUGCAGAAUGUGGCUUCCCGUGGUCUCCUGGACGAUUGUAACCACCUUGGUGGUGACCAGAACGAUGGAGACCGAAAGGGUGAGAAGCAGGCUAGCGGUGCGAAUGGUGAUGGGGGCCGUGACAGCAGCAUGAACAGUGGCAGCCCAGGGCAUGAGGAAGCAGCACCCGCAUCCGCUCCCUCUCUCCCGGUCCCCUCCUCCCUGCCACCCCACAUGCACCAACACGCAAAGCCGCUCCUCCCGCGCGCCCGCCCCUCUUCCUCCUCCGGGCGGCCUCUGUCGGCCGGCAGCCGCCCGUCGUCCUUGUCUGAGCGGCAGUCGAAGCUGUCGCUGCACCAGAGGCGCCUGCAGCGGAACUCCUCUGGAGGAGGGGGAAGCGGCCUUGGCGCUGCUGCUGGGGGUGGGGGUGGGGGCGGCUGUGCACGCUGUGCUGGUUGCCGCAGUGCCGCUGGUAACAACAAUGGGGCUGACAGCAUGACCGGCACCGGUGCUGCCGCUGUUGCCGCUGCUGCUGCUGGUGCGAUGGCGAGUGGCGACGAUGAGCGUGCGGCAGGGAGUCCCAGGGAGGCCGGAGGGGAAGCUGGAGAAGCCAUGGACGUGGCAGGAGCGGGUAGCAGCCUCUCUGCUCUCAAGAUAGGCGAGCCCAACGCACAGAUGAACACGCUGUUAAACCUAGAGGAUUGGAUCAACUCCCCCUUACCCGCCGCCGCUCCCCCUCGUCGCACGGGCUGCUCGCCUUUCUACAUCAAUCUCUCCCCCUCCGCCCGCCGCCUCCGCUCCCCCGGCUCCCCCUCCCCCCGCUCCCUCUCCCCCCGCUCCCUCUACCUCCGCUCCCCCUCCCCCCGCUCCCUCUACCUCCGCUCCCCCUCCCCCCGCGCCCUUGCCUCCCCCCGCCACCGCUCCUCCCCAGCCCACCGGGUCUUUCCCCAUCCUCCCCCGCACCCCUCGUCCCGCCACUCCCCCCUCUCGUCCUCCCCUUCCCCCCACAACCACCACUCGGGGUCCCAGCCAUCCCCUCUCUCCUCCUCCUCCCCUCGUCCUCCCUCACGGCCUCGGCACCCGCUCUCCUCCUCCUCCUUCUCGCCCUCUCACCCCACGUGCAAUCGCUCACUGGGAAAGGCCUCUGCUCUGGAGCCACGUGAGGUAGAGAUUCUGCCACAUCAAGCAGAGAUUCUGCCAAGUCAGCAGCUUCAUCCCAUUCAGAUGGAAUCUAGGUGGCACAAUCCUGAGCUUGUUUCCAAACCUGCAGGAAACCCUGUUGCCGAGCCUCUUGCCGGGCCAACCGCCGAGCCUAUCGUUGGAGGCAUGAGCAGCGGUGGGAUGAAGGAUAGGAGCGUGUGUCGAAGCAUGAGCAUGGAGAGCAGUGUGCGACGGGGGCAGCACCAGCAGGGCAGGAAAGGCUCUGGCGCUGCUGCUGCCAGUGCCUCGCUACAAGCCUCUCCAAUAGAAGACGUGCUGGUGCCUGCAGUGCGCCAGCAGAAUCUGCAUGAUUACCAAGAGGCUCUGCAGUAUCAUGAUCAGCAGCAUCUCAACCAGCACCUUCAUCAGCAUCUUACUCCCCAUGAGCAAGGGAGGGAGACCACGAGUGGCACGAAGCACGGCAGCACGGGAGGAGGCGGAGCACCCAUCCCCAAGCACCGUCGCCACCACAACACAGCCGCACCACCUCUUACUCAUGGCCCUACCCCAGACACUACUGCUGCGGCUGGUUACUCACACCGUACCACCGCCGGUGCAACCCCGUGCCUGAGCGCCUCAGAACACAGUGCUGGAAGCCCCGCAGUCAGCCGUGCAGCAGCAAGCCCUGCUGUGAGCCACGGAGGAGUGAGUCACGGAGCAAUGAGUCAGGGAGCAGUGAGCCAUGGGGCACUGAGCCAUGGGGCAAGCCCAGCAGUGAGCUACGGAGCAAGUCAGCACACCGGCACUGGCACAGGUUUAAACAGGCACACCCAUGCGCCUGCUCACUCCACGCACUCGGGCCCGUGUGCGAGUGCGUGUGGGAGUGCGUGUGUGAGUGGCAGCAGCCCUCCCAGUGCGAGCCUCAAGGCGAAUGCGGGCGUGCAUGGCAUUCGCGUGUGGCACCUGGGUGCGCCUGCUGCCGCCCUCGUGCCGCCCGUUAUUGAUGUCUCUUCUGUUGCUGCUGCCGCCCAUGUGGGGUUGGGGCAGUCUGGGGAUGCUGGUGGGUUACAACACCAGUUUCGUCGCCACCCAACACCAGCAGCCAUGGCGUCCCUGCCCGACCGCGGUGCUCUCCGUCCUCGCGCCGCAUCGCCGGAGAUCGACUGGGACAGGUUGGACAAGACGCGCAUGUUCGUGGUGGGCGCGGGGCUCUUCAGCGGGCUGACCGUUGCGCUCUACCCGCUCUCCGUCAUCAAGACGCGCCUCCAAGCCAACACGCUCAAGGGGAUUCAGGGGGUAACGGAGCUGACUAUAGAGGGGUCUUUUGAUGAUACUGGCAGUAGCAGCAGCAGCAACAGCAGCAGCGGCAGCAGCAGCAGUGGUGGGAGCAGUGGGAGGAGUGAGAGCAGAGGUGGCAGUGGCGGUGUGGUGGGCGGCACAGGGCGGUGGCUGCAUUUGUCUGAUAUGGCAGCAGCAGGGCUGGCGAGUGCGGUGGGUGGCAUGUGCGCGUCUCUUGCCACCCAAGCCGUUGUUGUUCCUGUGGACGUGAUCAGCUCUCGUCUCGUGGCACAGCAGGGCGACCUGCCCCACCACGCCACCAGACCCGCACCCACAGCACCAGGAGCGCCGCUAGCAGCCGCCACAGCAGCAGCAUCUGCCACACCAGCAGCAGCAGCAGCAGCAGCACGGGCAGCAGCAGCGGCAGGGGCGGGGGCAGCAGGGGGAGGCGCAGGGGCGGGGGCAGUGCGGUACAAGGGGGGGAUUGACGCACUCGUGACGAUUCUGCGAACGGAGGGACCGCGAGGGCUGUACCGCGGGUUUGGGCUGUCAGUGCUCACGUAUGCGCCCUCGGGGUUCAUCUGGUGGGGAACCUAUGGCGCCACCCAGCGACUCUUCUGGAGUUCGUACGACCGGUUGUGGGCACCAGCAGGCAACACUGCAGCACCUCCGCUGCUCGUGGUGGUGGGAGUGCAGGUGGGCGGGGGCAUGUGUGCAGGGCUGGCGUCCGCCCUCGCCACCACCCCGCUGGACACCGUCAAGACGCGCAUUCAGGUGGGGCGCAGGAGCGGGGCAGCAGUGACAGUGGCAGCAGUGGUGAGGCAGCUGGUGGAGCAGGACGGGGUGAGAGGGCUGUACCGUGGCUUCGCCCCUCGCUGUGCCAGCACCAUGCUCUGGGGCACUGCCAUGGUCUCCACCUAUGAAUACCUCAAGCGCCUAUGUGCCAAGGACAGCUCUGAUGAAUUUGAUGGGCUGCUGACGAGUCAAAGAGAAGAUUGA
This is a messenger RNA of Closterium sp. Yama58-4, 5529 nucleotides long. The record is from the annotation of a GenBank genome assembly. NCBI's taxonomy places the organism in Eukaryota, Viridiplantae, Streptophyta, Zygnematophyceae, Desmidiales, Closteriaceae.